AUGGACGCAUCGAAGCACAGUAUCGGUACAAGGAGCGCGUCAUCAUCAGCCGAACGCAAAGAGCCAAUUGACGUAAAGCUUCCCGCAGGAGUGUCUUCCGAUGAGUUUUGUCGAAUAUGUUUGCUGAAAGCGCCCAACUUGAAACCCUUGCUGGAGCGUGUGGAUGGUGUAAUGAUUCCGGAAAUGCUGUACAAACUGUGCGGCCGCCAGAUAGAGGUGCAGGAAGGAUAUCCGCGCAGUAUCUGCCAGCGGUGCUUUUGUCAGUUGGAUUGUGCGUUCCGGUUUCUGAACGAGUUCCAAAGGCAGGAUGAACGGCUGCGUAGCUUCUAUUGGAGUGGGACCGUCGCGCAGAAGCUGCAGGAAUAUCAAUCCGAAGGAAGUGAAACAGUUGACAAACGGUUGGAGGAACUGAUCGGCCGGCAUGGUAAGCUAUUCGACCGGCAGGAGCAGGAACCAGCGAAGGAGAUGUGCAACAAACAGACCAACACAUCGAUCGUACAGCCAACGAUGAUCGAUGCGAGUACGGCUACGGAUAAGGAGAAAUUUAAUCUACAGCUCGUUAAAACGGAGGAAGACCCGGAUGAUGAUGCACUGUUGGAGCAUUACGUGAUGGAGGAGGAAAACGACGAUUCGUACCUCGAUUACAACAUCGAUAGUAUGGAUUCAACGAUGAAGGAGAAGCGGCAGCAGGUAGUGGAGAUGAAGAUAGACGUGCUACAGUCGGUGGAGGAAACGGAUUCUUACAUUGAGGUAAAAUCCCGUAAAAGGAAGGUUUCGCAACAGUCCCGAUAUCUGUCCGAGUGUCGUAGAGAGGCGAGAGUGAAACAAGCGUCACCGGAAACGGCAGUGGAAGAAAGCAUCCCAACCGAUACGGACAAUGAUCCGGGCCAGGAAGAGCAGAUAGUUUACGAAGAAACUGAUCCGGAAGAUGGUUCGACGGAGGAAACCAAUGACGACACGUUUGACAAGCUUCGGUGUUACAUUUGCGAUACAACCGAAUCAACGGAAGAACUGUUGGAGCAACAUCUCGAUAUGCACAGCACGAUGUUACCGUACGAAUGUACCGUUUGCUUGGUGGACGGUGCAACGCCACGCCCGAUCAAAACCGUCUCCUCGCUGCACAACCACUUCCGGUCACACUGCUUCCCGUACUGGUGCGAUAUUUGCAGCAAACGGUUCCUGCGCAAAAUGCAGCUCGAUAGACACAAACACUCACACAGCAACAAUCUGUUUGUGUGUGACGAAUGUGGCCGCGGGUUUACACACAAGAAAAGUUGGCAGAAUCAUAUGAAACGCCAUACAGCACUUCGGGCGGAAGUGUAUAAAUGUAGCACGUGUGGGAAAGCGUUCGGCAACAAGGCACGGUUGGAACGGCAUAUGCGCCUACACACUGGCGAUAAGCCACACGGCUGUAAAUAUUGCGAGAAACGCUUUUACGACCGUCAUCAACUGCAGCGCCACACGGAGAAACACUUCCGGGACAUGGAGUGUCGGUGUGAGUAUUGUGGUGAAACGUUCCAGGGCAGCAGGAAGCUCGAUGCACACAAGAAGGAGAAACAUCUGACCGGCAAAGAAUUGGAAGAAUUUCUAUCUAAAGAAGCGACACGAACCAGCAAACGACAGGCUAAUUUGAAGGAUAGUCUCUGUCCGUACCCGAACUGUAACUAUGUCGCCAAAACGUACGGCGCAAUGUAUGUACACAAACGCUCCAAACAUCUGACCGGACAUCAGUGUGAAAUUUGUGACAAAUCGUUCGCCUUCCUGAACCAGUACCAGGUGCACAUGAAGCUGCACACGGGCGAAAAACCGUUUCAGUGUGAACUUUGUGGCCGCAGUUUUCGGCGUGGUUUUAGCUACCGGGAGCACAUGGAGAUGCACACUUCGGAAACGAACUACAACUGUCCGACGUGUAAUAAAAGCUUCAAGCGGCCACGAUACCUGCAGGCGCACAUGCUGACACACACGUCGGUGCGCAAGUUUUCAUGCGAAAUCUGUGGCAACGCGUACAAGACGAAUGGGGAGCUGAAGAAGCACAACAAGAACAAGCACGGGCUGGACAUACUGGAGCAGGAUGUGGUAAUUGAAACGGAGGGGCAGUCGUUCAUUGUUGAGUACGUUUAA
This is a messenger RNA of Anopheles maculipalpis, 2121 nucleotides long. RefSeq names its product zinc finger protein 431-like. Gene Ontology annotation, cellular component: nucleus. The coding region runs from base 1 to 2121 and encodes 706 amino acids. The record is from RefSeq and is a predicted model, not a curated record. Lineage: Eukaryota; Metazoa; Arthropoda; Insecta; Diptera; Culicidae. The transcript has 2 exons. Gene Ontology annotation, molecular function: zinc ion binding.